This is a messenger RNA of Impatiens glandulifera, 1493 nucleotides long. RefSeq names its product phosphoserine aminotransferase 2, chloroplastic-like. The record is from RefSeq and is a predicted model, not a curated record. Gene Ontology annotation, molecular function: pyridoxal phosphate binding; O-phospho-L-serine:2-oxoglutarate transaminase activity. Gene Ontology annotation, cellular component: chloroplast stroma; cytoplasm. The coding region runs from base 18 to 1313 and encodes 431 amino acids. Gene Ontology annotation, biological process: L-serine biosynthetic process. The transcript has a single exon. NCBI's taxonomy places the organism in Eukaryota, Viridiplantae, Streptophyta, Magnoliopsida, Ericales, Balsaminaceae.
GUAGACAAAAAAUCAAAAUGGCUUUGUCGUCGGCUUCUCUUUCCCUCAGCCACCCUAAAACCCGCAUCUUCCAGCAUUCCACCACCAACCCAUCUCCGGCCGCCACCCGUUUAAAUGCAUUUCCCAUCUCUUAUUUCCCCAGUAAGUCCUUUUCCGUCACUUGCAUGUCUUCCCCGGCGGCGGCCGCCGUCCAGGCACGUCCUGUUACCGUCCCUGCACAGGAUCGCGUUUUCAAUUUUGCUGCUGGACCGGCGAUCCUACCGGAGAAUGUACUCAAAAAGGCACAAUCUGAGCUUUACAUCUGGGGAGAUUCAGGUAUGAGCGUUAUGGAAAUGAGCCACAGAGGUAAGGAUUUUCUAUCUAUUAUCCAGAAGGCUGAGGCAGAUCUUCGUACCCUUUUGAAUAUUCCUUCCGAUUACGCCGUCCUUUUCCUACAAGGCGGCGCCUCUACCCAGUUCGCUUCCAUCCCAUUGAAUCUCUGUACUCCUGAUGAUUCGGUUGACUACAUUGUCACUGGAUCCUGGGGUGACAAGGCCUAUAAGGAGGCUGUCAAGUACUGCAAACCAAAUGUCAUCUGGACAGGGAAAUCUGAGAAAUACACUAACAUCCCAUCUUUCGAUUCGUUGGAACAGAACCCAAACGCCAAGUAUUUGCAUAUAUGCGCAAAUGAAACCAUUCAAGGCGUUGAAUUCAAGAACUACCCUGUACCCAAGAACAAAGAUGCCGUUCUCAUAGCUGACAUGUCGUCUAAUUUCUGCUCAAAGCCUGUCGAUGUUACGAAAUUCGGGAUGAUUUACGCCGGUGCACAGAAAAAUGUCGGUCCUUCAGGUGUUACUAUUGUGAUCAUCAGGAAAGACCUGAUUGGAAAUGCUCAGCCCAUUACCCCUGCCAUGUUGGACUAUAAGAUCCAAGCAGAGAACGACUCUCUCUACAACACACCAUCCUGUUAUGGGAUUUAUAUGUGUGGAUUGGUUUUUGAGGAUCUGCUUGCUCAGGGUGGUUUGGUCGAAGUUGAGAAGAAGAACAUCAAGAAAGCUCAAAUCUUGUACAAUGCUAUCGAUGAGAGCAAUGACUUUUACAGGUGCCCUUUGGAGAAAUCAGUGAGGUCCCUAAUGAAUGUUCCAUUCACUCUGAAGAAACCCGAAUUGGAAGCCCAGUUCAUAAAGGAGGCUGCAGCAGAGAAGAUGGUGCAGUUGAAAGGACACAGAUCUGUUGGUGGGAUGAGAGCUUCGAUAUAUAAUGCGAUGCCAUUGGCUGGAGUUGAGAAGCUUGUUGCUUUCAUGAAAGAGUUUCAAGCUAAACAUGAUGCUUGAUUAUAGUCUUCUUCCCAGGUGAGUAUUUUGUUUCAGCUUUUGUUCCUACUGAAAUUAUGGAACAAGUGGUUUUUGUUGUUGUUUAGUUGUCAAUUCUUGGUUUUUCAUCUGAACAAUUAAGCUUAUGUUUCUGAGAUUUGAUUGGAACUUUCAUUCAAAUGGUUUUUAUGUUCUUCCUUC